Tigriopus californicus is the source of this 1284-nucleotide messenger RNA. RefSeq names its product lipase 3-like. The coding region runs from base 44 to 1261 and encodes 405 amino acids. Gene Ontology annotation, biological process: lipid metabolic process. The record is from RefSeq and is a predicted model, not a curated record. Lineage: Eukaryota; Metazoa; Arthropoda; Copepoda; Harpacticoida; Harpacticidae. The transcript has 5 exons. Gene Ontology annotation, molecular function: hydrolase activity, acting on ester bonds.
CACACGUUCACACACUUCAUCGGGGGCUUUUGACGCGAUCGCAAUGGUAUCGAAUCCGCAAUCCAUUGGUUUGCUCCUUAUACUAAGCGUGGGCUUGGUUGUGGGCACUCAAGAUGUUCCGGUUAUGACUGUGGUGGAAAUGAUCGAAUAUUGGGGAUAUCCCGUAGAAGAUCAUCAGGUCACCACUUCGGAUGGAUAUAUCUUAACCAUGCAUCGGAUUCCUGGAGGCAGAGACGAGGUGCAGGAUCCUGGGCAACAAGGCCAGAAGACCCCCGUGUUCCUCGGGCACUGUCUUUUGUGCACCAGUGCGGUUUUCGCGUUUGGGCCUCCCACCAAAUCUUUGGCUUAUGUCUUGGCUGAUGCCGGAUUUGAUGUGUGGAUGGGCAACACUCGGGGGAGCACGUGGUCCAAGAACCACACCACUUUGGACACUGGCAUGGGAAGUGAGGCGUUCUGGGAUUUCGGUUGGGACAAGACAGGACGUUUGGAUUAUUCGGCGGAGAUUGACUACAUUUUGGAGCAAACGAGUUUCGAUCAAUUGUUUGUGGUUGGAUACUCGAUGGGCGCCAGUCAAUAUCUUGUGUUACUCUCGGAAAUGCCUGAAUACAAUGCCAAGGUCAAGGCCGGCGUACUCAUGGGUCCACCGGCCUUCAUGGGUCAUGCCACCCACCCGAUUUUCUUGUUGGCCGAGGCCGCUGAGGAUAUCACGGAUCUCAUCCAUGAGUUAGGGAUCUACGAAUUCUUGCCCUCCUCUGAUCUGAUGCACUACAUCGCUCAUGAGGUCUGCGAUGACGAACAUCCGGUGGGUGCGAGUUUGUGCUCGAACCUUUUCUUCGCCUUCUUUCAAGUGAGCUAUUCUUACAUGAACGUGAGCAUGAUCCCGUUCUAUUUGGAUCAUUUGCCCGGAGGCACGUCCACCCAGACGUUCGUCCAUUACGCGCAACUCUUCUUGGACAAGGAUCGUUUCGCCCGCUACGAUUACGGACCGGUUCGCAAUCAAUUAGAGUAUGGCCAAGACACACCUCCGGAAUACGAUCUUUCCAAGGUGAGUGCUCCCACUGCAUUAUUUGUGGGCAACGCGGAUGAUCUGGCUGAUCCCGUGGACGCAGCCUUACUUAUGGACCGACUUCCCAACGUGAUUUACAACGAAAUUGUCGAUUUCGACGGAUGGAACCACUUCGAUUUCUUCGCCAAUAUGGAAACAGAUCGAGUGUGUCUUUUCAAGAUACGCGACCUCUUGCUUCAACUGAAUACUGAAUAAAUAGAACAUCAUCUAUCACACCA